Megalobrama amblycephala (Wuchang bream) is the source of this 420-nucleotide messenger RNA. Its product is annotated as sterile alpha motif domain-containing protein 15-like. The record is from RefSeq and is a predicted model, not a curated record. Gene Ontology annotation, molecular function: protein binding. Bases 61 to 405 code for a protein of 114 amino acids. The transcript has 3 exons. Lineage: Eukaryota; Metazoa; Chordata; Actinopteri; Cypriniformes; Xenocyprididae.
CUGCUCAGUGAAGAGUUCUGUUGGGUUGGUUGACUGGUUUCCAUAGCAACACAACACAACAUGGAGUUCCUGCACUGGAGUUGUCAGGAUGUGGCGCACUGGAUCGAGUCUAUCGGAUUCCCCCAGUAUAAGGCGUGUUUCACUGAGAACUUCAUCACAGGCAGAAAACUGAUCCAUGUCAGCUGCAUCACCCUGCCACGGCUGGGAAUCACCGACUUCCAGCAUAUGAAGACUAUCUCAGCUCGGGUCGGAGAACUGCUCAGGGUCUCUGAGCCGCGCUGGAGUCGGAGCAUUGCGGAUCCCCCUCAUGAUGACCUGACAGGUUUCCUGAAGAUGAAGAGCAGGACCGGCCAGAAGACAGAUUCGCUCACAUAUGAGCAGUUCCUCAUUAACAAGAGCAAAUAAACCCGCUUCAAUCAA